AUGACUACUAGUCGUCCACAAAAUUUCAAGCCUGGAUUGCUCAUUAUUGACAUGCAGAAUGAUUUCUGCCCUCCUGAUGGCUCUCUUGCUGUUACAGACGGGCGCUCCAUCAUACCAAUAAUUAAAAAGCUCGCAACUUUACCCGCAUUUGUGUCUAAGGUCGCAACGAAAGAUUUCCACCCACCCAACCACGUUUCUUUUGCCUCCAAUCACACGGCGCCUAACAACGUACCCUUCACUUCAUUCGCCACAAUCACAAAUCCCUACAACCCAAGCGAGUCAUACCAGACCCGUUUGUGGCCGGAUCACUGUGUACAAGGCACCGUAGGCUCAGAGCUCGUCGAGGGCAUGGACCCAGCAGCUAACAACAUAGACGCCAUAGCCGUGUGGAGAUUGUACUCCGCCUUCUACGACCCGUUCACGUCCCCAAGGAUCUGUGACAGUGGGUUAUCUGAUUUUCUGAAGAAGUCUGGAGUGAACUGGGUUUAUGUCGUGGGUUUGGCCCUCGAUUAUUGCGUCCGUGCUAGCGCUUUGGACGCUCGAAAGGAGGGCUUCGAAGUUGUUCUCGUUAGAGAUGGCACAAAAGCAGUUGACGGAUCUGAAGAGAACGUUCACAAAGUGGAAGAAGAACUCCGUCAAGCGGGUAUCAGGGUUGUCGAUAUGGCAUCCCCUGAAGUCCAAUGGCUAUCUACGAGCAGUUAA
This is a messenger RNA of Desarmillaria tabescens, 702 nucleotides long. Its product is annotated as Isochorismatase-like protein. The transcript has 3 exons. The coding region runs from base 1 to 702 and encodes 233 amino acids. NCBI's taxonomy places the organism in Eukaryota, Fungi, Basidiomycota, Agaricomycetes, Agaricales, Physalacriaceae. The record is from RefSeq and is a predicted model, not a curated record.